Messenger RNA from Marmota flaviventris (yellow-bellied marmot), 606 nucleotides. RefSeq names its product ciliary microtubule inner protein 2C (gene Cimip2c). Lineage: Eukaryota; Metazoa; Chordata; Mammalia; Rodentia; Sciuridae. The record is from RefSeq and is a predicted model, not a curated record.
AUGGCUUCCCGCAGCGCCGGCACCUUACUGACCGAGUUCAACGCCGCCUUCGUGCCCCCCAGCCUCAUGCCCGGGUACCGAGGCCAUGUCCCUGGUGUUGACUUCUCCUUCGGCGCUCCCUACGGUACCAUCACCCUCAAGUACUUCCAGGACCACCGCAAUGCAGCCAUGGAUAAGAGCGGCUCUCCCCUCAGCAGUGGUGGCCACUUCCCCACCCUCUUCUCCCCCAACCCCAAUCUGGUGCUGAUUGACCGCUGGAAAACCUGGGACCGCUCCCUGAACUUGCCCAGCUACAAUCGCUUCAACCUGGACGCCUACCGAUCCAGAGAGCUUGCUCACUUCUACCAGUUGGCACAGCAGCAGCGGAAGUACUACCUAGACAAGACCGGCACGGUGCCUCGGGUCCCCUACUUUGUACUACCUGUGAGGGAGCAGGAACGGUACCCCAUCCCUACUGAUCUGCCUCCUCUGAGCCCAAAGAAGAAGUGGUACCUUUUAAGAAACUCCCCUGAGAACCUGAGGACCUACCAGACCUACCCAUCGGGGAAGCGGGUGUCUGCACAAGAGCGGCAGAGGAGGGACUGCUACUUUGAGUACAGAUCAUAA